GACCUCAAUGGCUUCUUUCAAAGCUAUGAUUCCUUUGGCUCUUUGUGUGUGUUUCUUGGUUGGGUCCGUUACUUCUCAGCUCACCUCCACCUUCUACGACACUACUUGCCCCAAUGUGUCCAGCAUUGUGCAAGGCGUCGUGCAACAAGCUCUCCAAAGUGACGAUCGUGCUGGUGCUAAACUCAUCCGUCUUCACUUCCACGACUGCUUCGUCGAUGGAUGUGAUGGGUCUGUUCUACUAGAGGAUCAAACAGGCAUAGUGAGUGAGCUCGGUGCUCCGGGAAAUGGUGGCAUCACAGGUUUCAAUAUUGUCGACGACAUUAAAACCGCAGUUGAGAAUGUUUGUCCUGGUGUUGUCUCCUGUGCUGAUAUUCUAGCGCUUGGUUCUCGAUUUGCCGUCACUUUGGCGAGCGGGCAGGGGUGGACGGUUCCAUUGGGGAGAAGAGAUAGUAGAACGGCGAAUUUGGAUGGAGCUAGAAAUAGGCUUCCAAGUCCGUUUGAGGAUCUCACAGCACUUCAAGGGAAGUUCAGGGACGUGGGGCUAGACGACACAACUGACCUCGUAGCCUUGUCAGGCGCGCACACGUUCGGGCGCUCAAGGUGCAGAUUCUUCGACGGACGGCUGAACACAUCCAACCCAGACCCAACCCUGGACUCGACAUACGCGGACCAGCUACGACAGAGCUGUCAGCCGGGGCGUGACACAUUCGUGAACCUCGACCCGACAACGCCCGACACGUUCGACAACAACUACUUCACGAAUCUUCAGAACAACCGUGGGCUUCUAGGAAGUGACCAAGUGUUGUUGUCCACGAGUGGGGCCCCAACUGUGAGCAUUGUGAACAACUUCGCCAACAGCCCGAGCCAAUUCGCGAGCGCCUUCGCUCAGUCCAUGAUUAACAUGGGAAAUCUGAGCCCGUUGACGGGGAGCAGCGGGGAAAUUAGGUCCAAUUGCAGAAGGCUGAACUGAAAAGAAGUUAGAUCAAAGUGUAUCAUAAUAAUAGAUACGUAUUGUUCGUGAGUUAAUGUGGUUCGUGAAGUAACAAUACCGAAUAAUGCAAGCACUUAGCUUAGCUUUGAGUGGUCGUGUUAGUUUGAAGAAUACUGUGUUUUUGUGUUUCUAAUUUUGUUUCGGGUUUUAUCAUUGGAUCCAAAUGACCAAUUAUAUCAAAUGAAUGAAACUAUUAGUAUCACUA
Messenger RNA from Cucurbita pepo subsp. pepo (vegetable marrow), 1196 nucleotides. RefSeq names its product peroxidase 2. NCBI's taxonomy places the organism in Eukaryota, Viridiplantae, Streptophyta, Magnoliopsida, Cucurbitales, Cucurbitaceae. Gene Ontology annotation, biological process: hydrogen peroxide catabolic process; response to oxidative stress. Gene Ontology annotation, molecular function: heme binding; peroxidase activity. The record is from RefSeq and is a predicted model, not a curated record.